Meleagris gallopavo (turkey) is the source of this 538-nucleotide messenger RNA. NCBI's taxonomy places the organism in Eukaryota, Metazoa, Chordata, Aves, Galliformes, Phasianidae. The record is from RefSeq and is a predicted model, not a curated record.
UAGCUAUGGGAAUGAUGACAGAAUACUAUCACUAUAUCUUUACCACACUGGACCUGUUUGCUUUAGAUGUGGAACCAUAUCGGUAUAGUGGAGUUAAUAUGACAGGAUUCAGAAUUUUAAACACGGAAAAUAGCCAAGUGUCAUCUAUCAUUGAAAAGUGGUCUAUGGAGCGAUUGCAAGCACCUCCUAAACCUGAUUCAGGUUUGCUGGAUGGAUUUAUGACGGUAUGAAUAUCAGUGUUUAGUUACUUUUUUUGUAUAUGCUUGUGAAUAUAUCUCCAAUCAUCCCAAUUUUUAAUUUCUGUGACUAUACAUUUUUUUGAGGCAUGGGGCCAAAUAUUAUUGUGAUUAUUAUUUAGGCAAUAACUGGGGUUUUAUUUUAAUAUUCUACAGGCUGAAAACAUAUUAUUGGUGAAAAUAAUUACAUACUAUUGGUGUAGCAUCAUGUCAAAUCCCAGCCAAAAUGGAGCUAAAUCACAUUGUCUCUUUCUUUGUAUUUUGUCUUAUUCAUUUAGGUAGCUCUUUAAUAAUGCUUUUUA